AUGGAAUCAAACAAGAUUUUUGAUCCAGCAGAUGCGACAUCACUCGAGAGGAGUGGACACAUAACGACAGUAGAUCGUAGGAGGCGCCAGGUUUCCGAAAGCCUUUUCGCCUCCGGACUCUCUCUCCCGGAAAAUCCGACAACCUCAGGGAUAUCGCUUACUACCCCUAUAUCAGUCCCGGAAUACUUGGAAUCUGCCGAGAGUCUCGAAUACAUCGGCUUCGAUACAGAGAAGGCUGCUCAAAUAUGGUGCGAGUGGAUAACUCUCGAGGAGUAUGAGCGGACAAACCACGCCUUGGAACAUUCGUUUAUCGAGUACGCUUUAACGGCUAUACCACAAUCGGAAGAUGAUUUCACGGAUGAGAAUACACAGAUGAUUUCAUGGGGAGUCAACGCUGAGCUGCGUGAGGCAAUUUUGGACCCCGAAUUUGCCAAUAUUAGGUUCACCGAGACGACAAACUUCUGGGUUAAAGACACUAUGGAGAUACGGUUUCUAAGCCUAGAAAGGCUUCAACGAGAAUCCUCCAUGAGGGCUCAGGAUAGGAAUCGGCAAUCAACAUCAGGUAGACCAGGUAUAUCACCAAGAGCGGUCUCCUCAUCAGUAUCUAAAGCAACAACAAUGUAG
Glarea lozoyensis ATCC 20868 is the source of this 624-nucleotide messenger RNA. RefSeq lists its product as uncharacterized. The transcript has a single exon. The coding region runs from base 1 to 624 and encodes 207 amino acids. The record is from RefSeq and is a predicted model, not a curated record. NCBI's taxonomy places the organism in Eukaryota, Fungi, Ascomycota, Leotiomycetes, Helotiales, Helotiaceae.